AAUUCAUCAUCAGAUAUUGAGCUAGCUAUGCAACAUUUGUCAGAGUCGGUAUACUUAGGACUGUGUCAUAAAGUGGGAACCUCACGAGUUGUAGUCAUGAGAAGAGAUGUGAUAGACAUUGUAGAGAUAGUGAACAAUCAAGUAUACAGGGACUUUCAUAAAAUGCUAAGUGGAAGUCAGAGAGAAGGAUUUAAAUUAAAAGGAGCUGAUUUUGACACUAUGAUAUGGAGAAAAGAGGACAAAGUGAUAUGGAAUUUAUCUCAGACUAGGCAUUAUCAGGAAGUCAAAAAUGUAGAAGGAGUAGUUGUGAAAUUAAUUCUUGCGGAUGUCAGUCAUAGUCCUCCAGGAUUCACAUUACUUCAGGCAUUGAUACCCAGAGUAAAUACAAUAAUAUGUAUUCCAGAAGCAGUUUUUAUGGCAUUGGUCUUUAUGAAUGGUAGAUAUUACAUUUCUAGCACAAAAUACAGACAAUAUAGUAGUUGCCUUGACUCUAUUAAUGCACGUGCUUCUUUUAUGCAUGGUCCAUGUGUCAGUGGGGUGCUUUUUGAUGGUGAAGAAUAUGAUCAUGCCCACUGUUUUGCCUGUGACUUUUGGCCUCCCUCUGCUUCCUCGUGGAUUGACAGAUGUCACUCUUGGCCCCAGCCUGCUGUUGUUUAUGAUGUAGUAAAAAGUGGAUGUCACAUUGUACCAAUUGGACAUAAACUAGGAAACCAUCCAGAUGAAGAAUGGAGAAUUUCUUUCUCUCUGGCAGAACAAAAACUUGUCUACACGAUGAACCACUGUCAAUUACUAGUGUAUGGACUCCUUAAAAUAUCAUUGAAAGAGAUAUUUCAUGAAAUACUUGGAGAAAGUAGUAAGUUAUUGUGUUCGUAUCAUAUGAAGACAGCAGUAUUCUGGGUGCUCCAACAAAACAUAGUACCCUACUGGCAUCCAAAAAAUCUCCUGGAGUGUUUCUGGGUCUGCUUCAAGCUCAUCCUUAAAUGGGUCCAUGAGGGGGUCUGUCCUAACUUUUUUAUUCCAGACAACAACAUGUUUCUUCAUAAUAUCUAUGGCGAAGUACAGAAGAAUUUAUUCAAUGAACUAUAUACACUGUAUCAGAGGGGAAUAUCAUUUCUGCUGUUCAGUUCCUCAAUUAAGCCUUAUCUUGUUAACGUUCUUCAGAGUCCUAGACUGAACAUUUGUACAGAUGAGUGUACUAUAAUUUCUGAGCUUGAUUUUGAUUUGAAAUUAUUUGUUGAGAUUAGGGAAAAAGUAAGCUUACCUUUAAUAGACUUCAAUGGAUGCAUGAAAGUCUUGCACAUGAUAGAACAACACAAUUUCAAUGGUUCUUCCCUCUCUCAGUACCAAUUUUUUACAUUACAAAAACUUAAAGUGUUAGCCCUUCAGAUUACUACGUUUAUAUUACAUAUGUACAUUAACUUUAGUUCAAUUAACAAAUUUAAGUAUAGUGCUGAUAAAUUAGCCCUUUACAUGCUUAAAUUAGCAGCCAAGACUGGCUGUAUUUCUGACCUGUUGUACCUGGGAAUUUAUUAUUACAAGACAUUCAGAUUUAAGGAAGCUUUAUCUGUUAUAAAAAUGACAAAAGGCAAGAUUGCCCAACCAUAUUUGAUGUAUAAGAUUUAUACUGAGGCUGUUGGGGAACAGGCCUGGUCUUCAAAAAUGAGGGAGGAUCUAGCAGUUAACAUUAGGCUUUUCAAUGAAAUCUGUUACAUCAAUGAAUUACUGCCAGAACAAAGGUCUGGUUUACUGAAUGAAUCAGCUGGAUUAGUGAUUGAUACCCGCACAUUUUCACACAUGCUAGAAUUCCUUUGCUAUUGCAACACUGACCCAAUAAAAGCAAAAUCAGCAUUAGAUCAUUUACAAAAUAUUGUAUACAAAUAUCAGGGGUUUAAUCACGAAGAAAUGAUGGACAUUAACUGGCAAAUUCUUGGGAUAUGCCAACAGAUGGCAGGGGAUCUGCAGGCUGCUCUAUACUCUUACCAACAAUCCCUCCAGUAUAAAUUCCAUGGAAUACAAACAGCUACACUAAUGAGGAUAAAAAGUUUACACUGUGAAGGUGGUCUAUAA
Saccostrea cuccullata (small rock oyster) is the source of this 2067-nucleotide messenger RNA. RefSeq lists its product as uncharacterized. The record is from RefSeq and is a predicted model, not a curated record. NCBI's taxonomy places the organism in Eukaryota, Metazoa, Mollusca, Bivalvia, Ostreida, Ostreidae. The coding region runs from base 28 to 2067 and encodes 679 amino acids. The transcript is spliced from 2 exons.